CGCCGUAUUUCAGUUGCGCCACCUGGAUUCAUGUUUAUUAUAGCUUCUGCGGUAAAUAUGAACACCAGGGGUUGAUCAGGUGAUGGAUGAAUUCGGACAUUAAUGAUAGUGGCCCCAUGAUGGGGUCGUGCAGAAUUCAAAUACAGGAGCGUUCCUGCUCAGUGCUUCCGCCCGCCCUAUCCGCUUUCCGCCAUGGGUUUCAAAGACGCACUGGCAGAUGUUUCGCGUUGUCGUAAUGCAUACACAAUCGCCCUAUCUGCAUCUAUGGGUUCCAUCUUAUUUGGUUGGGACACCGGACUUAUGGGCGGCAUUCUAACCCUUACAUCUUUCCAGAAUUAUUUCGGUAUCGAUAAGUUGUCCGCGUCUGCUCAAGCCAAUUUCAAUGGAAAUAUCGUGUCAGUUAUGCAGGCUGGAUGCAUCUUCGGUGUUUUAUUGACCAGUUGGGCGUCCAGUCGCUUUGGGCGGAAACGGUCUCUGAUUGCUUCGGGCGUCAUAUACGUCAUCGGAAGCAUGAUUCAAUCCAUCGCUGGCCUCGGAAGUAGCCAGGCUGUCGCUCUUCGAGUGCUAUACUUCAGUCGUGUCUUUGCUGGCAUCGGGGUGGGCAUGGUAUCCGCAUUGGCUCCCUCAUACAUAUCAGAGUGCAUGCCCAGACACAUUAGGGGGAGGUGUACUGGCCUCGUCCAGUUUUCUGACAAUAUCGGCAUGAUGCUGAGCUUCUGGGUGAAUUACAGCACUUCUAUCAACAUCCCAUAUAGCGACAUCCAAUGGCGCAUGCCUUUCAUAAUCCAGCUUGUCCCGGGCAUCAUCUUCAUCCUCCUCAUGAUUCCACAACCAGAGUCACCCCGUUGGUUGGUCGAGCAGGAACGCUACGACGAGGCCGCAAGGACGCUUGCAUAUGUUGUUCGAACGUCAGUCGAUGACAAAGUCGUUCUUCUGACACUCGACGAGAUCAAAGCGGACUACGUCGGCAAGCAACGGAUAUCUUUGGUCACACAGUUCCGCAUGAUGGGAGAGUCACGUCAAACUGCGCUUCGCUGCUUGAUCCCCUCCAUCCUUACCUUCUUUCAGCAAUGGACUGGUACAAACGCUGUCAACUACUUCAGCCCGCAGAUCUUUGACGCGCUUGGUGUCACCGGUACAGCAUCUGGCCUAUUUGCAACAGGAAUAUACGGUCUCGUAAAAGUCAUCGCAGUCGGUCUUACCCUUGCAUUUGCUGUGGAAAGUUGGGGUCGCAAGAUGUGCCUCUUCGUGGGUGCUGUGGGGCAAGGUUUGACCAUGCUCUGGAUCGGCGGCUUCGGCGCCGUCCACCCGCAGACUGCUCUUGUACCUGCGAGUUAUGUGUCAAUCGUCGCCGUCUACCUCUACGCAGUAUUUUACUGUAUCGGCUGGGGACCUCUGCCGUGGGUCGUGGCCAGCGAAGUUGCCCCCAACCAUGUCCGCGCAGCUACACUUACUGUCGCGAUCAGCAUCAACUGGUUGUUUUCAUUUACAAUAACACGCCUAACGCCGGUGAUGCUGGAGAAGAUCACAUACGGGACAUUUUUGCUCUUUGGCAUCUGCUGUAUAAUUAUGGCAGUGUGGACGUAUUUCUUCCUGCCUGAGACGAAAGGGUAUACGUUGGAGGACAUCAAGUAUUUGUUCGAGAAGGAUGUGAUAGUGAGGUCUUUGGAGGAUGCGCCUGGUGGUCGCGUGUUCCUUGGAGGAAAGCGAGCAACGCCUGUGGAGGAUAUGAAGGGAGGGACAGAUAUCCAAGAUUCGAGUGACACUGGUUCCCGAAAGGCGGAUGAAGAGUGUAUUGAAGUCUCUAGUUUCCACAUUUGACCAGUUUUAUUUCCUUAAGCGCUUGCACAGUGUACAUCCCCGACUCCCUGAAGGAUUUUGCACCUUGUGGUUUCAGUACAACGAGGAAUGUCAUCAUGCCAGCUCACAGUAUCUGCCCGUAUCUGUGGUUGGAGAUUCUAGAUGCCCUUGCAAUUGCCUUGUUUUUUAAA
This is a messenger RNA of Suillus bovinus, 1991 nucleotides long. Its product is annotated as general substrate transporter. Gene Ontology annotation, biological process: transmembrane transport; carbohydrate transport. Lineage: Eukaryota; Fungi; Basidiomycota; Agaricomycetes; Boletales; Suillaceae. Gene Ontology annotation, cellular component: membrane. Bases 193 to 1821 code for a protein of 542 amino acids. The transcript is spliced from 3 exons. The record is from RefSeq and is a predicted model, not a curated record. Gene Ontology annotation, molecular function: carbohydrate:proton symporter activity.